AUGAAACAAGAACUUGAAAAUAGAAUAAUUUCAAAAGGAGAAUUGGAAGAAUUAUUUAAAACAUUUCAAAAAAAAUGUAAUAAGGAAAUUCUGGAAAUUGAUUAUAUUAAAGCAUCAAAAGCAUUAAAUGAAAUAGAUAAACAAAGAGGCUCGUGG
Molecule: messenger RNA, 156 nt
Organism: Dentiscutata erythropus
Lineage: Eukaryota; Fungi; Glomeromycota; Glomeromycetes; Diversisporales; Gigasporaceae
Source: the annotation of a GenBank genome assembly